GCUUCUUUCUUCUUCCGGGUCACAACUGCUCCUCCUUCCUGUGAGGGUUUGACCGCUGACAGUGGGUGGGGCCUGCUCCGCUCCGCUUCCCCAGUCAUGGCGGCGGUGGCACCUGCUGCUGCUGCUGUUGCUGCGGGGCGGGAGAGGGCAGAGGGGGGAGGGGACGUCCCCUCCCCCCCACUGCCGCCGCCCCCCCGCGGCCAGAGAGCAGAUGAUACUUUGGAUGAAGUGACAAGACAAGAACUUUGCACAGACACUUUCUGCAAAGUUUGUGGGGCUGUGCUGCAAUUUGAAUCGCAAAGAAUUGCACACUAUGAGGGCAAAAGGCAUGCUCAGAAAGUCCGACUUUAUUUACAAAUGCAUAGUGACCAAAAGGAGGGACACGAGACCAGCAAACAGAAGACGCAGUAUGUGAAUUUCCAGAUGGACCCAAGUGUGGACGAAAACACAUACUGCAGGCUUUGCAACAUGAUCUUCACGUCCCCAAUUGUUGCUCAGUCACACUACAUGGGAAAGAUCCACACCAAGAAACUGAAGCAGCUGUCAGGAGAUCAGGCUCAGCAGGCUACGCAGUGUGCUCAGCCAGAACCUGGUCCCUCCAUGCCAGAACCAUCUGCUGAAAAGGCCUCCCAGGACAUUGAUGCUAAAGACCCACCGCCAUCCUCUAGGACCACUUUGGAUUUAGAUGAUCCAGAUAAGUAUUGCAAGCUCUGCUCAGCACUCUUCAACAAUCCGCUUAUGGCCCAUCAACACUAUGUGGGCAAGAAGCAUAAAAGGAACGAAGCCCGCAAGAAGCUGAUGGCUGAGAUAGGCUCUGAAGCUAUUCCUGUGGAAUCUAAGGCCAAUGCAGUUGGGGUGGGCAAGUACAUAUGCCCCAUCUGCAGCAUUAGCCUCACAUCCAUAGAGAUGUACCAGUCUCACAUGCAAGGAAAUAAGCAUCAGAUUAAAGAAACCAUUAUUGUCAAUCUAAUAACGAACUCCAAGAAAACCUACAAUUCUUUCCAAGAUGAAUUGGAAGAUUACAUUAAAGUACAAAAAGCAAGAGGGCUGGAACCGAAAACUAAUUUCAGAAAGCCAGAGAAAGAUUUUCAGAAUGAAGAGUAUGAUGCCAUGAAUGGUCACGACAGGACCUUUGCAUUUGAUCGGGAUCAAUUUUCCUGUGACAGUAACGAACCAGAGCAGUAUUCUGGUUUUUUCUCAGAAACUUGUGCUCCAUCAUAUUCUGUUGAAAACAGAUUGUCCCAUUGGUCUCCAGUGUACAGAGACCCACUAAAACUAGAACAUACUUCCAUUUCUCAGGACAGCACAGAAUGUUAUUUAGAAAAGCAAGUAUCUCCAUUGGCCACCUACAAAGGUGACAAUUACAACCCAUCAUCAGCUGAAUCCAGUGAUGGCUACAAAUCUGUGUCUUCAGAUAUGAAGUCUUACAGGAGAAGCCAAAAGCUGCCAAAGACACCCAAAAGAGAGAGAGAAUGUACAAGAGAGGGCAAAAGCAAUCCUCGCCAACCCCUUGUGAAGCUCAAGAGAAAACAAUGCAGUGAAGAAGAGUCGGGCUUUGGAAAAGAUGGUGAGAAGAAAAAGAAGAAGAAAGAUGAAGUUGAUUCAGCGGCUGUGUCAAAAUCAAAACACAGUAAAGACAGAGGAAAUAAAGAUGGUUCUUCUGAAAAGGAAAGCAGAAAACGUAAGAAGGAGAGAAAAAAGCAUGAAGCCAGUGGACCAACAGAGGAGGAGUUGCUGUGGGAUGAAUCUAUCCUGGGUUUCUAACUGAGCUUUUUCUAAUGAAUGUUGUGUUCACUUGAACCAUUGUGCACUUUUAUGUUUCAAUUACUGACUCUUUUUUUUGUCUUUUAAUUGCUUGUUCAGAAAUAAUGAAUGAAGGGCACAAGAUCUCUUAACAAACCACUAGGGAAGAACUUGAAUUAAAAUUCUGUGUUAUGCUGUGAAACAUAAUUAGUAAUUCACAGUACUUCUCCUGGAAUGACACAGUAUGAAGUUAGUAUGGAAUAUUCUUCCAAUGGCAUUUAAAUGCAGGUAAGAAAGAUAGAGAUGCACAGUGUCUGCAGUUGCACUUAAAUACCUGUGUUGUUGAAAGCUUUAAAAGUGACUGUGAAAUAAUGGCAAAGGGGAUAGAGUUUAUUCCAGUUCUUGUUGAUAAGUUUUUUUCCUCCUUCCAGUUCUGAAAGUAUGAAAUAACCCAUUAAACUGAUAACAGAAA
Rhineura floridana is the source of this 2215-nucleotide messenger RNA. Its product is annotated as zinc finger matrin-type protein 1-like. NCBI's taxonomy places the organism in Eukaryota, Metazoa, Chordata, Lepidosauria, Squamata, Rhineuridae. Bases 97 to 1764 code for a protein of 555 amino acids. The transcript has 7 exons. The record is from RefSeq and is a predicted model, not a curated record. Gene Ontology annotation, molecular function: nucleic acid binding; zinc ion binding. Gene Ontology annotation, cellular component: nucleus.